This is a messenger RNA of Symbiodinium natans, 459 nucleotides long. NCBI's taxonomy places the organism in Eukaryota, Dinophyceae, Suessiales, Symbiodiniaceae. The record is from the annotation of a GenBank genome assembly.
AUGGUUCGGCUCGAAGAAAGCGAUUUCUUAACGAAGCUCACAGAGCUGUUCGGGCUUAACAGGGCAGGCACAGUUUAUGUCUCCAUGAAGAGGUUUGCCGGAAGGCUAGCAUCGCUCCGGAGAAGAAAGCCCAAGCUCAUGGAGGAUGCCGCAGCGAAAGAAGAGCCCAGGUGCCUGAUUCGAGCCCACUCCAACAAGAAAAGCUCCAAGAUCAGCUGCAUCAUCGAGGCGAAGGACCUUGUGAGAUUCCAGCUAGCCGUCGGCAACAUCAUGCGGCAGCAGAUGGAUGGGCUGAAGACGCGGGAAAGGUCAAAGGAAGAGAGACAGAAGGAAAGAGAAGAAAAGCGCAAAGCAAAGGCAGAUGCAGCGAAAGGAGUCAAGAAAGACGCCGAAGGCAAAAAGGAGGGCGCUUCAAAAGCCGCGCCCUCCAGCAAGAAGAAAGGUGCCAAAAAGAAAUGA